Dicrocoelium dendriticum is the source of this 2253-nucleotide messenger RNA. The record is from the annotation of a GenBank genome assembly. Lineage: Eukaryota; Metazoa; Platyhelminthes; Trematoda; Plagiorchiida; Dicrocoeliidae.
AUGCAAAGUAACGGGUAUCACAGUUCUCAUUUUUUUCUAAUUUUUCGAGCCUCUGAAAGUGAAGCUUGUCAAGAUGGAUUGAAAUCAGAUGAAGUAGCACACAACCAUCGGAACAAAUCGCUUGCUAGCCGUGGUGAAAUGCUCACUAAGCUAGAUUCCAGUACAGAAGCGAUCUUCGCCGCGAACACCACCGGAUGUCGAUCAAUGGGGUAUAACUGCAGAUCGCAGUUGCUGCAAAGUUUGGCAGCCAAUGAAGCGGAAUUGGGUGACCUAACACGUUGCUUUGAAAACGAUCCACCAGUGGUUGAACGCCGGAAUUUGCUGCAUCGUCGCGGCAUCGCUCUACGGAAACUCGGUCAGUUUCAUGAGGCACGUGCGGCAUUCCUAGAGGCAAAGUUCGCCACGCGAUUCAGAUGCUCCGAGGACGUUCCGGAAAGUGUGCUCGACGAGAAUUUGCGGCAGUGUGACAAUCAAGACUCCUCGGAUCGGAACAUGCAUCCUCCGCUGAUUUUCCAUUCCAAACCAUCGACUGGUUUUCAGAUCACCGAGAACAUCUCAUUCACCGACUGCAUUUCCCAAGAGCCAGGGUCAUUCCGUAUUCGCUCCAACGGUUUGUUGGGGUGGAACCUUGUGGCGAAUAGGGAUAUUAUUCCUGGAGAAUUGAUCGCCGCCGAAAAACCAUACGUUCGUGUUCUGAACCCAGGCAAGGAGCUACGUCAUUGCUACCACUGCUGCAAGCGAUCACUCAGUUUGAUCCCAUGCCGAAAUUGUUCCGAGGUUGGGUUCUGCUCCGCUCAAUGUGAGCGGGACACCUGGACGUUGGAUUGGUGGCACAUGAGUCAAGUUGAAUCACACGGCGAAAUCGUGGACAGACCUGAUUUGGAUCAGUUCCAUCGCUUCGAAUGUGGUCAGCGCUCACGAAUCACGCUGAAGGAUGUGGGUGGAUUGCUGUGGCUUCAAGGGUCCGGUGGUGCAGCAUGUACAUCCUCGAGGCUACAGCGCUACCACAGUUGGCUGCGCCAAGUUACUCCAAUUGAAUACCCGAUUUUGGAUGUGAGCGAUUUUAUUUUGGCAUUUGCUUGUGUCGCUCGCACUCCUUGGAGGACAAUAUGGAGACUGGCGAGGGGCCAGCCGGAUGACAGCAACAAGAAGAUCGCACACUCCGGAAAUUCCUUGAGACCACGGUCUUCUCUGUUUGCUUUCUCUGGCCACGAAACCGUGCCCGCUGCCGUCAUCAGAACAGGUACAUAUGAGUCAGUGAGUUGGAGGAGUCCUGGACGAAAGGAACGUUCUGUGGAGGAUUUGUGGCAACGGACUGUGGCCGCCGUGUUUCUCGCUCACUGUUUAUCGGCUGGUGGCUACCCUCUUGACUGGGAAGAUGAUCCAAUGUUGAAUCCUUCACAUGCACUAACAGGCGAAGAUCGAUCCGCACUCCCGGCUUCCUGGGCUGCUGCCUGUCUGUUAUAUCAUCUCCAAGCAGACAUGCGUGCAACCCGCUGCCAAACCGUUGUCUGUCAGGAACAAGACGCGGUGAACUCAUCUGGAACCGUAUGCAAUCGAAUUCAACUAACCCCAGUUUCCAGAGGGAUAUAUGCGCUUUUAAGCCUGACCUCACAUUCUUGCAGUCAGAUCAGCGCUAUCAUUACAGUAGAUGAGGUGGGUGAGGGAUUGUUUGCAUACAAAACAAUUAGAGCUGGUGAGGAGAUUUCUUUCAGUCUUUGCAACAAUUACUACGGCGCCGCGAGACAAGAAAUUUUACUUAAACGCUUUGGAUUUCACUGUGACUGCCUAGCGUGUUGUGAGAGCUGGCCAGUUAAGCUUGUUGCAGAAUGCACGCUGCGGUGUAAGAGUUGUGGAAAACUGCUUGUUGCGCACGGUCGCAUGUCAACUACGCCAAUUGUUCCUACUGAAUGCCGCUGCCAGCUGCGUAUCAGAGGUCAUCGACUGUCAGAAAUCAUGCAGCAAUAUGACCUGCAAAUCGCCAUGCCGCCCACCAUUAUACGUGGUUUUGAAAACGUUCCGCUUCCUCAUAUUUCCGGCUCUGUGUUGGACCGGCGUAUCACUGAAGUGGUAAAGAAAAUCAGGGUGUUGGAACAGCAUGAAUUAUUCCGGGAGCCGUGCGGCAUCUUGACUACACUGAAGGACCAGCUUCAUAUACUACUAAACUCCCGCUAUGGACAGCAUUAUACAUUGUCAGCUUUAGUAGCAGAAACACGUGACCCACCUCGAAUGCUACCUGCUCCGACUUGCUGA